CAGCGGUCUGGAUGCUAUAUUCCUGCACCACAGAACAUCAGACGUAUACCAUCAUUGAUUCGUUACUUCCUGUGGCUGUGGCGGUUUGUUGGUUUGCAAGUGUAUGUUGAAUACAUGGUAGAUUGUAUUAGAAUACAGAGGUUUCCUUGCAUUGUCCCGUUGUAUUAAUAUAGAGUUACUUAUUUUUUGUGAGUGUUGCAUUGCCUUACCUAAGAAAAUUAUGAGUACUGAGAACAUGUAACUACUUUUUCCAAUUAAUCGUAUAUCGAAUAACUGGCCCAUGAACUCUGCAACUGAAAAUGGAAUUUUCACCAAGGAUUUCCAGUUCAGUAGCCAAGAGAAUUCCAGAUGCAGAUCUUGAAAAGUCGGUUCGUCUCUUGGAUGAAGCUUUCACGGGUAAAAGUUUGCUUCGUGUGUCCAGGAAUUCCCCACAGAGUAGAGUCCUAGGCACUCGAAAAAGAGGCUCUGAUCGUUAUGGUCCUAGAGAAGCUACCAGUAAGUUGCUUCAUAAUGUUCAUGAUUUGUCUGUCACUGUUGGACCAGAUGAGCUGAAUAAAUUGCUACAUGACUCUACAACAGGUGCCAGUAAGUUUCUUCAUAAUGUUCAUGAUUUGUCUGUCACUGUUGGACCAGAUGAGCUGAAUAAAUUGCUACAUGACUCUACAACAGGUGCAUUACUUACAGAACAAGAGCCAUGGAAAAAUGUUGCAGACAAGCUGUAUGUGGAAUUUCUGGAGUCAUUGCAGUCCCAUGGCACUGAACAGCAGGUGUUUGAUACGGUGGCUGACUUCAUCCAGACCUGUUCUGAUAGACUGGAUCUACUGAGAGACAUGGAGAGGAAGGUUUCUCAGAAAUUUGUACCAUUGUCACAUCGUGAGGAAUGGCUGGAGAAUGAGCGAAACACGUGGCGCUUAGUGUACUGCCUCUACCAGAAUCGUAUUAGUACUCACUUGUUAUCAGCAGAUGGCUGUAAGCAAAUGGAUGACGAGGCAAUGGAUAUACCACUGAGACAACAGAGUGAAAAGGAAAUAAUGCAACAGCUGUACAAGAAUGAUAAUAUCACAAGAGAGUGUCAGCUGGUAAUUGAUUGGUUGGAGCAGAAUGCAUCUGACCAGUCUCGAGAAGAAGCGUGCCUUCAACAUUUCACAGACAAAACUGUUGCUUGGGAAAAUACACUUCAUCAGUUGCAGAACAAGUCGAGUAAUAUACCUUAUGGGAGUAGCCGACCCAUAGUACCCAAGCUGGACCCAGAUGCACCCCUUAGGGAAGGAAAGCCCCUUCAUGACAUUGAUGUGGAAGAUGAGGCUCGUCUAGUAAAAGAAGUAUUUGUGCAGAUUCGUUGUGGACAUUUACAGCAAGCUCAGCUGUUGUGUAUGCAUACUGGGCAAGAGUGGCGGGCAGCAGCUCUUGAAGGUUGGCGCUUGCAUCAUGACCCCAAUUAUGAGACAGCCAGUGGAAUUGAUGAAGUUGAUAAAUUGCCAGUAGAAGGAAAUCCCAACAGAGACAUAUGGAAACUGAUGGCCUGGAAAAUGGCAGAGGAUAAACGUAUGCCAGUUUUUGCACGGGCAACAUUUGCUGCAUUAUGUGGCCAUCUCUCUACCUUGGUUGAAGUUUGUCAGUCCUGGGAAGAUCUUCUGUGGGCACACUUUCGUGUUUUAGUUGACAUCAGAGUUGAAAAAGAGAUCCGAGAGUCAUCUGUUCGCCAUUAUGUUGAGCUACCAGCUGUUUACUGGCAGAAUGAAAUGGACAUAGAAGAAGUGUUUUCUGAGUUGGCAGCAAGUAAAGACACCCGUAUCCGCAAUGAGGCUCUACAAAUGGCACAUAAGGUUCAACAGUACCUUAUUUUGGAUCAAAUAGGUACACUAAUGGAUGAAAUGGAACAGUGGAUUAAACUUCACACAGAACAGAAAAUGCAGUCACUUCGUUUCCUGUCACAUCUUGUUCUCUUCCUUCGCCUCAUUGGAAGAGCAGAAAAAGAUCAUAUUGGUGAUGCAGUGUUACGGGCAUAUGUCAAGGAGUUGAUGCAGAUGCAUGAUCCUCAUCUAGUGGCACACUAUUCAGCAACUCUUCCUCAAGAAGAUCAGGUGGCAUUAUAUGCAGAAUUUUUAGCUGAUAUCACAGAUUCUGGUGAGCGGGAGCUCGCUCUUGCAGCAGCAGAAGAUGCAGAUCUUGACAUUGAAACUAUUACCAAGACAGUGGUUGAAAAUAUCAGAAACCGAGAAACCAGUACAGAGUUACCAGACCUGAAAGCAGAAUUAACAGCUGAAGACAUGGUGAAAGUGUUGGCAUUGGAUUGGGUUGUUUACUAUCCCUCUCAACGUGCUGAGGCAUUGUGGCAAGCAAAUGCACUUGUAUGCCACUUUCUGGCCGUUGGCAAACUAGAGGCUGCUCGCAAAGCAUUUAAUAAGAUACCCGUGGAUUCUGUUGAUCUGAUAAUGAAACAGUACCAGGCUAUGACUGAUGACAGUCUAAAUGCUGAGGGCUUGUCUGUGGUUCAUAAUCUACCCACUCGAGUUUCCUCCUCAAUUAGAGAGUAUCUUUGCUACAAAGUUUACUUGGAUGCCCAAGAAGGUUUCUCAGAUUGGUUUGAACAUUAUCACAAUGCCAAACCAAUUGCACCUAAACUGCCUCCUGGAGAAGUACCUUUCACUGAAAGAGUUGCUUACGAUCAUCGUCAUAAUCAGUACAAAUCAGAGCUUGAACGCUGGAAGAUGGCCAUGCAACAGCAGACCAAGACAGUAAAAUCUCAACUCUACAAUGUUCUGACUUUUCCUGAAGGUGGUUGGCUUGUAGACUCUGUAAGUUCAGAGGCAGAAGAUGAAGAUGUUGAUACUGAUGGUGAAAUGAGUCGGCGCCAGAAGCAAAUGGAUGACUUGCGCCAAUUAUGCAUUCCUAAGGUGGCUCUGCUUCUUCAUACUGUAAUGCACCAGAUGGGAGAGUACACAGAAUGCAUCCAACUAGCUGACCUCAUUGUCUCUGAGCAACACAAACUCUUCAAGGUGUUUACAAAAAGUAAACUGGGUGAAUUACUGGGUAGAAUUGCGGAGUCAUCACUAGCUCUCCUAGACCAGAAACGUGAUCCUUGGGGUCAUCAUGUGUCAUCAUAACAAACAUUUAAAGGACUGUUACUGUUGGUGGAUCAUUGGUAAGGUAUGAAAUAUUGUUUGUCAGUCAGGGAGGAAAAAUAAACUUUGUAUUGUAAGCAGUGUUUAUCUUACAAUGUUUAUAAUCAUUUUCUACAGUGCAUUGUGUUAUCAGCCUUGUAAUAUUAAUUGUCAGUAAAUUUUUCUACAUCUGUCUUGCA
Messenger RNA from Zootermopsis nevadensis, 3304 nucleotides. It is a transcript of the gene Nup107, whose product is annotated as nuclear pore complex protein Nup107. Gene Ontology annotation, cellular component: nuclear pore; nuclear pore outer ring. Gene Ontology annotation, biological process: post-transcriptional tethering of RNA polymerase II gene DNA at nuclear periphery; protein import into nucleus; mRNA export from nucleus. Lineage: Eukaryota; Metazoa; Arthropoda; Insecta; Blattodea; Termopsidae. Gene Ontology annotation, molecular function: structural constituent of nuclear pore. The record is from RefSeq and is a predicted model, not a curated record.